This is a messenger RNA of Exophiala mesophila, 1578 nucleotides long. RefSeq lists its product as uncharacterized. Gene Ontology annotation, molecular function: chitinase activity; chitin binding. Gene Ontology annotation, cellular component: extracellular region. The coding region runs from base 1 to 1194 and encodes 397 amino acids. The record is from RefSeq and is a predicted model, not a curated record. NCBI's taxonomy places the organism in Eukaryota, Fungi, Ascomycota, Eurotiomycetes, Chaetothyriales, Herpotrichiellaceae. Gene Ontology annotation, biological process: carbohydrate metabolic process; chitin catabolic process. The transcript has a single exon.
AUGGGUGGUGGUCGUGGUAUUCGAUCUGUUGUGUAUUAUGUCAACUGGGCACCCUACGGACGAAAUCAUCAUCCUUUCGAUCUUGCCCCCCAAAAUUUGACCCACGUCCUGUACUCAUUUGCAAACGUCCGUCCUGAGAGUGGAGAGGUCUAUCUUACCGAUCCCUGGUCUGACACGGACAAACACUACGACGGUGACCGGUGGGAUGACGCUGGCACUAAUGUCUAUGGCUGUGUCAAGCAAUUGUUCCUGCAGAAGAAGAAGAACCGUAACCUCAAGGUCUUGCUGAGUAUUGGUGGCUGGACCUAUUCUUCCAAUUUUGCCCAGCCUGCCAGCACCGAUGCUGGACGGAAGCGAUUCGCUGAAAGCUCUGUCCACUUGUUGGAAGACUUGGGAUUUGACGGCAUCGACAUCGACUGGGAGUACCCAAAAACCGAGGCCGAAGCCGAUGAUCUUGUUCGAUUGCUGCUCGAGACCAGACGGGCUCUAGACCACGCCGCCUCAAAACGCCAGCAACCUACCAGAUUCUACCUCACAGUCGCUUGCCCGGCAGGCCCAUCCAAUUUUCAAAAGCUCAAGAUCCCCGAAAUGGACCGACUGCUUGACUUCUGGAACCUGAUGGCUUAUGAUUAUGCUGGGUCUUGGGAUCAGCGUGCUGGACACCAGGCAAACCUGUUUCCGUCCUUGACCAACCCUGAGACUACUCCGUUCAGCACCAUCGCCGCCGUUGAGCAUUACACCAGACACGGUGUUCAUCCAUCGAAACUGGUGCUGGGAAUGCCGCUAUAUGGACGCACAUUUUUAGCCACGCAGGGUCCUGGACAACCAUACAGCGGGGUGGGAGAGGGAAGCUGGGAGCAAGGAGUAUGGGACUAUAAAGCUUUACCCAAGCCCGAGAGCACCGAACAUCACGACCCCAACAUUGGUGCCAGUUGGAGUUACUCCUCUGCUAGUCAAACCAUGAUCAGCUAUGACACCCCAGCGGUUGUGGAACAGAAGGCUGCUUUUGUGCGGGAUUACGGUCUUGGUGGUGGUAUGUGGUGGGAAUCUUCGGCAGACAAACCCGUUGAUGGAGGGAGCCUCAUCCAAAUCUUCUUGAACCAUGCUGGAGGAUCUGUGCAAUUGGACGAGACGCCCAAUUGUCUUGACUAUCCUGAGACCAAGUACGACAAUUUGCGGAACAAGUUUGAGUGAUCAGAUGCAGUGCAGCGAAGAAACACAACCGAGAGCAAUUGGGGCUACUGUGGUGCCCACUAUCAAUCAGUCAGAACCUCGCCGAAAACAACCAUCUUUGUCAUGGACAUUCCACGAGAGGACAGAUCAUAUCUGGUAGAUCAAGUCGUUCGGCUAUGUGGCCAAAUGGGGUAUUCAUUCCGUAGAGGCAUCAUACGAGUACUCCGUAGGUACGUUGAUGAACCUGGGGCUUCGUCUCACUUUGAGUCCACCUGAUUGACCUACAGACAAGAAGAGAUUGCAAGUGUGCCACUUCGAACUCUAUGUACAGCACUAUGCAAACAGUGUAGACAGUGCUGGAACAAUACUACUGUUUUCAAUCCUCGCCAUGAUCUUCUCGGCGGG